AUGGUCGAGCAGUCGGAUCGGGCUCGGCUGCUUGACUGGGAGGAGAUCCCACCACCCGUACCAAGCCAGGCGGUUCCUUCGUCACCCGUGAAGAAAAAUGCAUCGGAGAAAACUUCCCCGCCAGACGGUCGCACACAGGGUAGCAGUGCGCCUCGCACAGGGUGGGGCACCGCUAGCACAAGGGGUCCAAAUGUAACAGCUGUGGUCUCCAGCGGAGAUGGCAGGCCACCCCGGCUCCGAGUGGAUCACUCUGUCCCCGGGUGGGAUAUAGCAAAGUCCCUGGGUGCUGCUGAUCAUAUCGGCCUCUCGGUGAAGGAGCAGUGGGAGGAAAAGGAUCAAAUCGUGGCUGUAUUCGUCGUUACCUUCGACACCAGAUCAGGCAACAUGGUAGAAUGGUCCUUGCCCCAGGAUAUGGAUCUUGACGGAGUGGAAUUCAAAUCGAUUGCCAGUGGCUCUCACCGGAUAACCAGUGACUUCAUAUAUUUCCGUAAAGGUUGUUACUUCGGACUGGCCUGCUUUGCCAACAUACCUGUGGAGAGUGAGCUGGAGCGUGGUGCUCGGAUGAAGUCUGUGGGUAUUCUGUCUCCAUCCUACACCCUCCUGUACCGCUACAUGCAAUUCCUGGAGAACCAAGUAAGACUCCAGCUCCGGUGUCCCGGCCAGUACUCCCCCCUGGAGGCCUUCUAUGAGGACAAAAAGGCCAUCCUUCCUCCGCUGGCCAACGGACAGGUCACUUCCUGCCCGACCUGGAGCGUGACCAAUAUCAGUCGCUGUAUGCACCCGGAAAUGAAGAUCACCCACCCAGCGGGCUGCAUGUCCCAGUUCAUCCGCUUCUUCGGGGAGCAGAUCAUGGUCCUGUGGAAGUUUGCCCUGCUGAGAAAACGCAUCCUCAUCUUCUCCCCUCCCCCCGUGGGCGUGGUCUGCUACAGAGUGUACUGCUGUUGCUGUCUGUCCAACGUCUCUCUGCUGGGGGUUGGUGUGGCGGUGCCUGAGCUCAGGCCGUUUUUCUACGUCAACAUCGCUGACAUCACGGCCCUGAGGACGGAGCUGUCCUACGUGGCUUGCACCACAGAGAAGAUCUUUGAAGAGAAGAAGGAGCUGUAUGAUGUCUACGUCGACAACCAGAACGUGAAGACCCACCGGAGCGAUCUGCAACCGCUGCUCCGCUUGAACGCGUCGGACAAAGAGAAGUACGCCAAGCUGAGUGAACAGAGGCAGAUGCUGCUGUACUCCCAGGAGGUGGAGGGGGACUGCUCCUCCAACGAGGAGGACCUCUUCAUAUUGUUCUUCAUGGAGCUCAACGACCGGAUCUUCCAGAUCUUGGGGGAGGUGGCGGCGAGCUCGGAGCCCAUCCUGACCGCCGAGCAUGUGAGGGCCAUGGGGCUGGACCCCCAGGGCGACCGCUCCUUCCUGGUGGAUCUGCUGGAGGUGUACGGCAUCGACGUCAUGCUGGUCAUAGACAACCCCUGCUGUCCCUGAGCCCUUCCUGAUGGGCAGGCGCCAGGUCACCUGGAUGGGGUGUGGGGGGGCCCCUGUGUGCGUGUGCGUGUGUGUGUGUUUGUGGUUUGGGGUGGCCACUGGAUAUAUAAUGCCUUCAAGGCCCCAGAAGAUCCUCGGUCACAUAAGACACUGCCUCAACCCUGGAGUGGGCAUCGCUUCCCAUCUCAUUAGGUCCUUAGUUCUCUUUCUCUCUCUGUAUUUACAUUUGUUCGUUUUCUGAGCAUCCCAAGUCUGUUGUUAAUACUGGGGGAGAUCUAAAGGAGGGUGGGGGGGGGGACCACUCUGCUGGAUACACAGUGGCGGAUUGACACCUACCCGGUAAGCAGCCUUGUUUUGGUUUGUCUUCGGCUCUGACGGCCUGUCACGUCUUCAAUCACCCGCCGUUACAUUUCUAGUGUUUUCACGACAACGGCACCCACCUCACGCUGAGCUGUGUUGUGAACCCUGGGGUGCAGCGUGCUAGCUCUUGCUAGCUCAGAGUGUUUCGAUGAGGAGGAACAUUCCAGUAGAUUGGAUGGUUUGCUUGUGUGCCUUGUCAUCCACCUUACGCAUCGCUUCUAGUAUCCACUAAUCUCAUUAGUCGUUAGUCUGAAGAAAGAGUGCUGCCAGUGGUGAGGAUUUACAGCCAUGGAGCUCUGUGUGCUUUAAAUACUCGUCACAAAGAAAACACUUUGUCGUAAGAUGUCGUUUAACAUCUUUUAAUAAAAUACAUUUCUUUAACUUUUGGAUGACACAUUCUGUUCUUGAGAAAGUAAAAUAAUGUUAUUUUUUAAAUUGCUCAUUCCACUGGCCUUUAAAGAAGAAACGAUAGGAAUAGAAUAAUACAAUAGUGUAUUAAACGUACGAUAGGCAACGCUUAUUUAUCAUAAAGUAAAUAUGUUCUGCUCCACAAGAUGACUGUUCUAUAUAAAGCAAAGUCACGAGCCUGAGAUAAUGUGUGCUCCGUGGCUGCGUGUUCAGUCAGGUGAUGCCCAGUAUCGGCUCUGCUAUCGAGGGUGCUCGUAGUUGUAGUUUAGCAUUGUGUUUUCAUUUGACUUUCUGUGAUCGGUGAUGUUCCUUUUUUUUUUAUUAUUUUAAGUAAGAAUGUGAAUCAUGAGCACUGUUAUCAUGAAUGCUGCACCAUCUCCAGUACUGGAGGAUUUUCUUAUUGAACAUGCCUUUAUUCUCAAAGAGUUAUAAUAAUUUAUGUUGUGCUGUGUUUAUAGCCCAGUAUUUCACACAAAUGAGAAUCCUGGUCACCGUGUAUUGAUGGUCUGUGCCAACAAGUCGUCCUCAAGUGGAGUGGCUGUGUGUGUGUGUGUGUGUGUGUGUGUUUUAUCUUCUGUGUGGUUGUCUUGCAUGUGCUGAAGAAAUACUGAAUGCGGGGCUUUUUAUUACGUCACUCGUUCAGUGAGACUGUAUUAUAGUACUAGAUACUGGAUUAUACUAAGAAGUUAUGUAUCGGUCCCUUUUUUUUAACAAACAUUUUGUAGAAUUGCUGUUGGAAAUGUCUUGCUGAUCAGUGUCAGUUGCCCUGGCGACUCGUCUGUGUGACAACAAUUCCUUUGUGUGCCUGGGGGAACCGGUGAUGUCAUGUGCAGGCAAAGGGUACAGGGGGAGAGUGGUCCUCCGAAUGUGCUGAUGGGCCCUUGUUAUUAUUGGUCCUUCCUAUAUAUCUCUGCUCUAGAAGGAUGGGGAAAAAAAUAACCACCCUUGAUGACCUGAAGCCUCAUCAAGGCUUCUGGUCAUGUCACUUACGAAAGAAUUAAAAAGUACAGCCAGGAUUUCGGCAUUAUCCUGUGCUAAAAUAAUCUUCUUUCUUUUUUUAAACGGGCACUUAACCCGUUUUUGUUCGGUGUGGUUAACGUGGGCCUUAAGGAAAUGUAGGCGUUAUAACUACUGUGAAAUGAUUGACUACUGCGUUCGUCAAAUAUUUGCUUUAAGACGAGUGUUCCUCACACCUACCCACCUGCCUCCAGUUGAACUGAAUGUUUAAUUUUAGGUGUAUGCAACAGGGAAGGAAAGUACACAACACACAGCACUGUAUAAAAGGUCUUCUUUGUUGAGUUGCUCAGAGAUGUGUACCAGCAUUAGUAAAUAAGUAUUUGACUGUUUGCCACACCACUGAAUGUCAAUACACAGCAGAUUUGUAACGCACAAUUAUUGUCACCACACCUCAUUAUACAGUUACGGUUCAUUUCUUGAAUGUAUUCAAGAGAAAUAAGCCAGACUCACAUUAGCAACUUUAAUGGUUUAACUAACAUGAAACACUUUGAGACAUUGGUAUAGAACAUGUAAGUCUCAUCACUUUAACCACUUCAUCUCAUGCCAGGUCCACGGUCCUGCCAUUGUAAAACAAUAAACUCUUUCUUGGAUAAAAGUGCUCUA
Gadus macrocephalus (Pacific cod) is the source of this 3867-nucleotide messenger RNA. RefSeq names its product DENN domain containing 11 (gene dennd11). The record is from RefSeq and is a predicted model, not a curated record. Gene Ontology annotation, cellular component: cytoplasm. Lineage: Eukaryota; Metazoa; Chordata; Actinopteri; Gadiformes; Gadidae. The coding region runs from base 1 to 1479 and encodes 492 amino acids. The transcript has 9 exons.